This is a messenger RNA of Cornus florida, 4443 nucleotides long. RefSeq names its product protein CDI-like. Lineage: Eukaryota; Viridiplantae; Streptophyta; Magnoliopsida; Cornales; Cornaceae. The transcript has 3 exons. The record is from RefSeq and is a predicted model, not a curated record. The coding region runs from base 190 to 1038 and encodes 282 amino acids.
UUCCAUCCUCAUAGUCUUGCUAUUAUUACGCUAACUGUGCCCAAAAUUUAGUGACUCAGAAAAUUCCAUGAAAAAACAAUAGUCAAAAGAAAUUCAAAGAGACUCUAAAGUUCAAACUUUUUUCAAUAACUCGUCUGUCACAUUUCUAGAUCUACUUCUGUUCUCUGCAGCACCAAUUCUUCAAUUGAAAUGUCAUCACCGACACUGCUCCCUGGUGCAAAUUUGAACGGCCAAGAGGUAAAACCUUCAAACCCUAAUGUUGGAUCUGAUGCACUUGAGAUGAAUUUGAGUAAUGGUAAUAAACAUCAAAACAAUGACACCAAUUCAAAGCCACUUAAGAUCUUCGUAGGUUACGAUCCACGCGAAGACCUAGCUUUCGAGGUCUGUCGCUACUCCAUUCUCAAGCGAUCGUCAAUCCCUGUUGAGGUUUUACCCAUUAAACAAUCUGAAAUGAGGCAAAAGGGUGUGUAUUGGCGUGAGAGAGGGAAGCUUGAGAGCACUGAGUUUUCAUUUAGUCGGUUCUUGACACCCUACUUGUCAAAUUAUGAUGGUUGGGCUAUGUUUGUGGAUUGUGAUUUUCUCUACUUAGCUGACAUUAAGGAAUUGACUGAUUUGAUUGAUGAUAAAUAUGCUAUAAUGUGUGUGCAACAUGAUUAUGCACCUAAGGAGACUACGAAAAUGGACGGGGCGGUGCAAACUGUGUAUCCGAGGAAGAAUUGGUCUUCCAUGGUGUUGUAUAAUUGUGGGCAUCCCAAAAAUAGGGUUCUAACUCCUGAGGUUGUGAAUUCUGAAUCGGGCGCGUUUCUGCAUAGAUUUCAGUGGCUCGAUGAUCAUGAGAUUGGGUCUGUUCCCUUUGUUUGGAAUUUUCUUGUGGGUCAUAACAAGGUUGUUGAGGAUGAUCCAAGUACAUUCCCGAAGGCGAUACACUAUACACUUGGGGGUCCUUGGUUUGAUUGUUGGAAGGACUGUGAGUUUGCGGAGCUUUGGGUGAUUGAAAUGGAGGAAUACAAGAAGGCAAUGGAGGAAAAAGAGAAGUAGAUUAGGUAGCUGUAGCCGGUGAUGUAAUUCCAUUUCUAGUGUGUAGUGAAGGUAAUUCUUUUCAUCACCAUUUGUUUCUUGAAUUGUUUACAUGCCUCUCAGAUGUGCUCUCUUGGCAGAAUUCGUAUCAUUACUAGGGUGGUACAUUGAUGUACUCUCUUCAUAUUGGUUACUUUCAAUUGUUUUCAUGUUCAAUUGUAAUACCAUUUAUUACAUUUGAAUGUAACAACGAGUUUGUUGAUUAAUAUUGAUUUAUGAUUAGUAAAAGAACAUGUUUGAGGGUAAUAACAAGUUUGUUGAUCAGUAUUGAUAAGUAAAAAACCAUUAGAUGCCUUUCUACUCUGUUCUGAAUGAGAUACAAUUUUGUUGUAUUUAUUUGUUUUUUUUGAAUUCUAUAUUUGCCUGUCACUUGGUUUUGUUGUUGAGCUAUCUUCUCUAUCUCUUCGUCUAUGAUUUAAGAUUCUCUUUAUUGCUUCUGAAAUUGUAUAUGAUGUGAGUGAUGAUAGAGGAUGUGAAAGAGCAAAUCUAAUAUGAACUGAUAUAGUAAGUUGUAUAUGAUGUUGUAUACGGUUUAACUGAAAUCAUGACAUUAGGCAGGGUAGAAUAGUGGAAUUAAAUUCAUGUAGCCAAGCUCAACUUGGGAAGGUUUUGCUGAGUUGAGGAUUGUACGAGGAUGCUUGGCUUGAGCGGAGGUGACCCUUUAGGAAAAUAUGCAGUAUGCAAGUCUUGUAUAAUAUAGUUCCCACAAAUUGGUUCUGGCAUGCCAGAAGUAGCCAUCUUUUUUCUUCCGAAAGUUCAAGGAAAUGCACGCGCACCCACAUUAUUGUUUCUAUCACUCGGUCUCGCAUGGCUCAGAAUUGAAAACAAAACCAAGGGUUUUGAAGCCCUUGGUGUCCCCAUCGUAAAAUCCUCCUAUGACAAGUCAUGAAUCCAAACCUCUAAAAAACAAUCACAUAUCUCCCAACAAAAUAUGAAACUACCCAUCCGUCCGACAACAAUCAUAAUCCAAACCUCUAAAAAACAUGACCUCUGAUCGAGUCGUGCCGGCCCUCAUUGGGCCAACACUUGGCAUUUCCACCUUAGGUUCUGACUCCUGUCUCCAAAUUGGGUUGAACACUUGAGUAAUGUGAGCAGCGUCUUCAUCAUCGUUCUCAAAUGCAUCAUCCAUAUCAUCCUUGAUUGAUGCUUGAAGGGCUAACCCUAUAUUAGAAUCCAAAUCAAGCCAAGUUACACUACACAAGUAUGUCAACUUGGAAAAUAUAAACCGAAAUCAAAUAAUAGGGAUAGCUUGGACUCACACGCACCCCCGAUCAUGCGUACUACAUGCACCAGAAAUUAGUUAGGCAUUUGUGACUUUUCACAGUUGUAUUUAAUCAUUUCACACUUUCCUUGCAUGGGAGUUUUGAUUGAAUUAGGCCUAAGGAGCACUAUGUUGAUGAUGUGUGUAGUUGUAUUAACAGCUUCAGCAUGGGAUGACAUUCUUGGCAUCCCAUUGUUUCAAAAGGUGGUCCCGGCCAGGGAUGGUUGUUAGACAUUUGGACAUGGGGAUGCUUCCCCAAUGUUGGGGAGGUGUGGAAUAUACACAUGUAUUUCUGAGUUAGUACCUCGGAGGGUCGCAUGAACUAGGACCCCAAAACGAAGGAUUUACAGAGCUAAAACGUAUUGACCUAAAGGUGUAGGAGCAGGUUUCGGUCAACGUGUAAGUCGUAGACUGGAUUUGUAACCCAGCUGACUGGAUUCGCCUAGGCACCUUUUGGCAAGGAGAGCUUAGAGCAUCUCAGCUAAUGCCCGCUGGUAAAUGUAAGCAUUUUUAUGUUGUUAUUGUUGCCUCUUCUUGCUCUACCAUGUUUUAGCAUGAUCAUUUGUUUUGUGAUAAGAUGAUAUUUUUAUAUUUCUGAAACAAACGAGAAAGUGAUUGAAUGAGCAAUUCUCUAUGGAACCCACUGUCCGCAGGCCUCCUUUCUUACAGAAUAUCAUUGCAAUAUCUUCCUGAUUUUGAUAUGAAAAACAGCUUGGAAUUUCAUCACCCUUUGUUUUUCCUUUCAAACAACAAUGUUAUUAAUCACAUAUUCAUAUGUUAUGUAAUUGUUUGACCUUUUUCAGUGCGAAAGGCACUUGAGUGACGUUUCAUAGUCCUUGUGCAAAUUGGUUGUAGUAUCCUGAUAAACAUACAAGAAACAGUAAUCAAUUCAAAUUGUCAUUCAAUCUUAAGACACAAAAUGUGGCUUACAUCUUCAAUAGUAAAUCCGAGGGUCUUUAACUUAAUUUUGGAUUCUUUCUUUCUUUCUUUUUUAUUUCAGAUCUUUCUUAACUUGAUUAUUUCAUUCUUAUUCUUAAAGGAUGUUUUUUGUAAUUUCAUCAAGAGAGCAGGUUAUUUAUCCUCUUUUUUUUUUUUUUUUUUUCAAUAGUUUAGGAAAUCUUUUUAAAGUUCAAGUAGUUUCUUUGCAAAUGCUGAUAAAGAAUAGUAUUAUAGAUUUAAGGGCAAAUUCAACUCCAUGAACUAUCACUUCAUUUUGAUAGAUUUUCCCUUUAAUUAUCAAUUUGGCAAAAAAAAGUAAAAUUUUGAAAUCAUACCCUCACCUCUGUUUGAGGAAGAAUUAAAAAUGUAGAAAACUCUUCCGACACUAUUUCUUUUUGGCCAUUUAUCCCAUGAAUAAAAGAAUUUACUUACAAAAGAACUUGCAAUAAUUUUGUAGCCAGCAGAUUUUUCCUUUGACAAAAAACUUGCUGUCUCAUUAGCUUCUACUAGGGCUUAAAUUCUCACCUCCCACUUAAAAAAUAAAAGAAAUAACAUUAAGCUACAUUGUAUGUGGUCCUAAAAAAUUGACAUACAUGUAUAAAAGAAAUCUUAAUAAUAAACUUAUAAAUGCCAUAUUAAAUAGGAGAAUAUGUGGGAUGGUGCUUUUGGUUAGAAAGAGGGAGGUUGUGCAACUGUGAAACACUUGCUGCCAACCACCAUAUUUAAUGGUGUAUGGAAUAACCAAUUCUCUUCCCUUCCCCUUUUCUAUUAAAUCAUCAGCUUAUUCCCAUGCAUCAAAACCAAUUCUCUUUUCCUUCCAUCAAUUUCUUUCACUUUUUAUUUAUAUCAAACAUCACAGAGGAAAAAACAUGGACAAAGCACCAGAAAAUCAGCAGAUAUCUUACUUUGAUCAUGUUCAGAAACGGCAUGAAGAUAAAGGCUGUCUCUAUGCUUGCUUGUUUGGAAUGUUCUGCUGCUGUUGCUGCUUUGAGACCUGCGAGAGUUGUUUGGAUGGUGUGUGUUGCUGUUGUUCAUAGAUCAAGUAUUUGCUAGUAGCAUGAAAUUCUUUCUAUUGCUAAUAUUGUAUGAUUUGAUGAUUUAAUAUGAAAUUUGUGUCGAAUGAUUGAAUCAUAGUGCUUCUACUUUAUUUUCUUCAUCUCAAGCAA